Fonsecaea multimorphosa CBS 102226 is the source of this 1764-nucleotide messenger RNA. RefSeq lists its product as uncharacterized. The record is from RefSeq and is a predicted model, not a curated record. Gene Ontology annotation, biological process: DNA-templated transcription. Lineage: Eukaryota; Fungi; Ascomycota; Eurotiomycetes; Chaetothyriales; Herpotrichiellaceae. The transcript has 5 exons. Gene Ontology annotation, molecular function: zinc ion binding; DNA binding. The coding region runs from base 1 to 1764 and encodes 587 amino acids. Gene Ontology annotation, cellular component: nucleus.
AUGAGUAGUCAAGCACCGGGGCUCAAGAGGCGCAUCGGAGAAGAUGCCGUGAAGACCUUCGAAGAUGGCCAAGAUGAUCUCGAAUUGGAAGAAGAUCCUGCUUUGACUGCCCUGGGUUACAUGCCAGGAAUUGCACAUUUCAACCUCAGUAUGCCAAAUUCAAAGAAUCCAACCCAUCAUGGAGAUGAUCUAGCGGAGGAGGUUGCGUCUGCUCUCAGUGUUCUCCCUCCCAGACAUCUGACAGGAGAUACUCUGAUACAAAACUUUUUCCGACAUGUCAACUUCUUCUACUAUAGCAUCUACCCGCCUCAGUUCCUAGAGCAAUACGCAGAGUGGUGGUCUCGGCGAUCCGCAGGACGGGCAGUUAAUCCCCUAUUGACUUGUUUAGUUCUGAGGAUUUGUUCAUGCUCGAUGCAGUACCUGGAGACUUCUUUGCGACGAGAGAUCGAGUCGGAAUUGGCGAUACAGAGUCAAGCACUUGCUGAACGAUAUAAUAAAGAAGCCGAACGUUUGAGUCGAUGCUUCAGUCCCGGCAAAGGCGGCUUGACGCAGAUACAACAAUUGUUUCUCACUGCAACCUGGUACAAGUCAGAGGCCAAGUUUGUCGAAGCAUGGCAUUCCCUUGGAGCAGCUAUUCGGGAAGCACAAGAAAUCGGUUUACACAGAGACAGCCUCGCAAAAGGCGUGUCUAGCUUUGAGCUGGAAAUGAGGAGGCGAACAUGGUGCCUCCUCUACAUGUGGGAUUGCUCUGCCAUUGCUACGCCGCAUGCUCGCCUCGAAGAACCUGAUGACACACUUGGACCACCCUCUCCAUUCGUACAAACCAAACUACUGUAUGAAAUCUGCUUGACAAUGUCUUCCAAAGAAGACCGAGAUCCACAGGACUCGAAGAACAUGCUCGCCGCUCUGGAAGAAGUGGACUGUUGGCAGAAGGCAUUUCCCAAACCUUUCAGCAUCACAGAACCAGACACGUCAUGGGAUAGGGAUUAUCCACAUCUACAGCUCCAGCGCGAACAUCUUCACACAAUGUGCUAUCGCUCUAAGUUGAGUAUUCUGAAGUCGAUUCUAACGGGUCAAGAGCCGCGGAAUUUGUUGCCGGAGAUGACAAGUUGCCUACGAGUGGCGGCGGUUGACACCUGCUUAAAGACGAUGGAGACUGGCACUCGACUCUUCGACCUGACGUUCCCAGCAGCAGCUAAAGCCCAUAUUGUCACGUGUACAAUUUUCGACACCGCUGCUGUUAUGUGCGCCGCGAUCAUCCAUGACAGACACGAGGCCCUUCCGCGGCGUCCGGAGAUGCUCGACUCAAUCUACUCGGCGCUUAAUAUGCUGAAGCAACUCCGCGGCUUAACUAAGACUGGAGCAGUUUGCUACGGCAUCCUGUCUCGUUUGACAUACUCCUUGCCCAUGCCAAUUGAUGGAGGCAGACCGCCAUCUAAAAGCUCUCGCAGCGAAGUGGGACCGAAAGCACCGUCGCUCACAAGAGGAGCGAGCUCUAGCUCUCAAGCGGAAAGUGACCGUUCGCUGCCGGCCUCGGACUUGGAACCAGCCGAGAAACAACCCACGGCGCAAAGUAUUGUGGCCGAACCCAACAACGAUCCAGCCGAUGCCAUUUUUGACGAAUUUAUUUCCUUUCCGACGAACAGUGACUUCGAAAAUCCUAACUUUGGCGGGCUCGAGGAAGUAUGGGACUUGCAGACGUUGAAUCUGGUUGCCUCAGGGCCAGCAGACGCACCGGCUCUCUUCCAACCUCUUUUCGACUGA